ACCUUGUCAGCUCAUUUCCGUCGGCUGCUCUGUUAACGUGACUGUGCUAUUUAAAAAGGAAAAGUCAUCCGAGAUGAGUGAAACGAAUGGCCAGGUAAAUAAUGACGAUAACACAGAGGAGACCCCAUUGAAUGUUGACACUGACGUUGAGCAGGAUGCAGAGGAAGAAGAUUUUCGUUACGGCUGGGGAAGCUUCAAGCCACAGUGUUUACAGUUCCUUUUGAGUGCCAAGUGUUUUGUAGUUGCCAUAGCGUUUUUCUCCUUUAUUCAAGGUAUGACAGUAAACGGCUUCACCAAUCUGUUCCUAUUGACUUUAGAGAAGAGAUUUCAGCUUACAAGCGCUGAGGCGGGAUUCGUUGCAGCAUCCAAUGAUAUCGCAGGAGUCUUAUUAACUACGCUGGUUAGCUUUUAUGGAACAUAUGGGAAUAAGAUAAAGUGGCUCGGAUAUGGCUCCAUUAUUACAGGUAUAGGGUGCUUAUUAUUCAUCCUUCCACAAGGCCUUGUUGGACGAUACCAGCCUCUGGCUUCAACCGGAGGACUCAUCGACGGUGACGUUUGCCGGUUAAGCGGAAAUGACACCUCAGAAUUUUGCUUUGAUGACUAUGGUGGCCAGUGGUACUACCUAUUCAUCUUUUUCGUGGCUCAAUUGCUCAUGGGCGCAGGAGCAACACCGCUGUUUACCCUGGGACCUGCCUAUCUUGAUGAGAACGUACACCCAAAGUCGUCACCAGUGUAUCUCGCUAUCUUUUUUUCUAUGACUUUGUUGGGGCCUGGAUUAGGUUUCGUCACGGGUGGAUCACUGCUGACUAUUUACAUUGACGUCACACAGCCAGAAGGAUUAAAUCUCACCCCAAAGGACUCCCAAUGGAUAGGAGCGUGGUGGCUGGGGUACCUGGCUGGGGGCUCUAUUCUUGUCGUUAUUUCAGGUCUUAUUCUUGGGUUCCCUCGAGAGUUACCUGGGGCCCGACGUAUUCGCGAACAGGCUCUUAAAGAAGGUUAUGUGCCGAAGGAAGACAAAAGAAUUAAGGGAAAACUGAAGGACCUCUUACCAGCUACAAUGCAGUUAAUCAAGUCACCUGUUUUUAUCUUCAACACGCUGGCCACAACAUCCGGUUCGCUAUUUGGCGCUGGAAUAGCUUCUUUCAUUGCAAAGAUUCUUCAGUUGAAGUUUGGACUAAGCGCCUUCCUUUCAGGAGUCAUCAUUGGGGUAAUUCUCGUGCCGGGGACUUUGGGUGGUGUGCUUUUGGGUGGAGUGCUUGUUCGACGAUUUGACCUGAAGACGUCGUUGAAAAUGGCAGCAAGAUUCUUAGUUAUCGCCUCAAUUUUCACUGUCAUAGGAAGCUCUGCGUGGUUCAUUCCAGGAUGCGAUGUACCGGAUGUAACAGGAAUAACAGCUCCUUACAAAAACGGUGCUCCUGGAGAGAAUGGACUGCAGGUGGCUUGUAAUCUGAACUGUAGCUGCUCGCUGGCCGCCAUCAAUCCCGUUUGUGGAGAAGAUAACCUGGCGUAUUUUUCGCCCUGUCAUGCUGGUUGUAAAAAUAUGAAGAAUGCAGACGUACAUGGAUCAAGAAAGACGACUUUUACAAACUGUUCUUGUAUUCAACCACAAAGCAAUUCAAGCAGGGGUUCAGCUGUGAAGGGCUACUGUGGAAAUACGUCUGGCUGUUUGACCUACAUUGCCUUUGUAGUCUUCCUUGUCUUGGUGCUGUUUUCUGUAUUUAUCACGGCUGUAGCGAACAAGACAGUGGUGCUAAGGUGUGUCCCUUACAACCAGAGAGCAUACGCCCUCGGCUUCCAGUUUAUAAUCCAGCGCUGUCUUGGAUUCUUACCAGGACCGCUUCUUUUCGGCGCCAUUUUUGAUGGAACCUGUGUCCAAUGGGGAGAGAGCUGUGGAAAGAGAGGCAACUGUCAAUUUUACGAGAUUGACAAGCUGACAAACCGGCUUGGAUACGCAGGUUUUAGCUUCACAGGUUUCGCCUUUAUUUUCUAUUUCUUGUCAUUCUGGUUUUGCAAGGCCACCAUCCAAGAAGAGGAAGACCAGAGCGGCAGACAAGAAAUCUCCACGAAUGAUCACGAGAAACUUGAUAACAACGAUAACGAUGACGCACAACUUGAAUCCACCGUGUGAUAAAAUCUUCGAAGGCCAAAAUAACAACACUGAAGUCUACAGAGCAACUACUAGUUAAUUGUGUCCGCGAAAGAGCUGUGGCAGCCCGCGUUUUGUACUUCCGAAUUUACCAAGCAACAAGUAGCAUUCCAAACUCGUCCCCAGGGUCUUUUAUGUUUUGAAAUCGCGCAUAAAUACGUUGGUUGGUGAGGCUCUGGGUAUGAGCUUGGUAGUAUUCUUACACCCCGUCUAUUUGCUCUGGCACGAAUUCUUGUUUCCAAACUCCAGACUGAUUGCAUUCGUUUACAAAUCCGUAAAAUAGUUCGCAGAGAUUUGUUUACAGCCGAGGGUUCUCCUCUCUAUGCAAAUUUAAAACGGAAGUCAAGUCAAUACUGUUGACUUGUCAAAGUAAUUGGCUAGCUUCAGAAAGGGUUUUUAACCAAUUACCUUGUCAUAAAUACUGUCCUCUUUGGACACUUACUUACACACUCAUUGCUAUAAAAACAAAUAUAAAAUCAAAUAAACAAGUAAUUUUUUUAGCUACAA
This is a messenger RNA of Stylophora pistillata, 2653 nucleotides long. RefSeq names its product solute carrier organic anion transporter family member 4A1. The record is from RefSeq and is a predicted model, not a curated record. Gene Ontology annotation, biological process: transmembrane transport. Gene Ontology annotation, cellular component: membrane. Gene Ontology annotation, molecular function: transmembrane transporter activity; protein binding. NCBI's taxonomy places the organism in Eukaryota, Metazoa, Cnidaria, Anthozoa, Scleractinia, Pocilloporidae.